UGCCUACGUACUUCCGCUACGCGUUAACAGAUCUCGAGUAGAACAUGUCGGAGAAAAACAUGGAGGAGAAAUUUGAACAAGCUGCAAGUAGUAAAACCAUAUCUCUUCCUAUUUCGAGGGUCCGUUUAAUCAUGAAAAGCUCUCCUGAUGUUUCAUGUAUCAACCAAGACGCUCUUUUCCUGACAACAAAAGCAACGGAGCUUUUUGUCCAGCAUUUGGCUUUGGCUUCAUAUAAAAAUGGUUCUGGUAAAGAGACUAAGACAUUGUCCUACACUGAUCUGGCAAAUACAGCAGAGGAAACGGAAACAUUUCAGUUUCUAACUGAUAUCCUUCCAAGGAAAAUCCUAGCCGGAGAUUAUCUCAAAUCACUUGAAGAAAUGGAAAAAGAUGAUGACAACCUGUAGUGGUUCAUCACAAAGGGAAUGAUUGUGAACUGGGCCUGACCACUUCAUUAACACUUUUUAAAAGCAAUGGAUUAACCUUAGGAUUUCACUUGUCUUAAGAAUCAGGACACAUUACCCAAAGAAAGUACUUUUACACCUCUGUUGUUUUAGAGAGGUACUGUACAUGUUUUACUCCUAGCGUAUAGUCAAUGUUUUAGCAACCACUUACACUAAUGUUGUGUUGACCAAUCCUCUGUAGAUUUACCACCGAACUACUGUGAGUACUAAGAUAUGUAUUCAUUGGCUUUAUCUCAUUUAAUAUUUCAUGCCAUGUUAUGUGCAUAUUUAGGGAUGAUUCUUCAUCCAGCUGCUACAAUCCAAACAUCCAUACGGUCCAUUUCUUUUAACAAUUUACACCUUGUUCAUGUUCCUUCAGUUUAAAAAUGUAGCAUUGAUCAUGGUUUAGAAAGGACUUUUAAUGUUAUAUUUAAAUGGGCAUUAUAUUUGCUAACUGCUGUGAUAAAAAUAUAAUAUAGAUUCAUAUUUGCAUUUAUGCAGUAUAGAAGUCAAAUAAUAUUAAGCCAGUAGUUCACAUAGUUUUGUUCAUGUUUUUUUUUUCUAUUAAAAUGUUACUUCUGGCUUUAUCAACAAUGGCACCAUGUUCUAAACAUACUGUAGAAGCAGUACAGGUAUACAUGGAUAAUAUGAAAACAUACAUACCGCCUGGUCUGCCGAAACCUAUUAGCUUUUAGCACAGGACUUUUUUGUAUUUUUUGAUGACUUCCAUGCACUGAAUUUUUGUACUUGAGAGCUUGGACUACAUCUGAAGACUUAUAUUUUGUUUUGUAUAGUUUUUAAAUGCUUUGUAUUUGAAUAAAUGCAUUUGCUGAUUA
Messenger RNA from Misgurnus anguillicaudatus (oriental weatherfish), 1276 nucleotides. RefSeq names its product chromatin accessibility complex subunit 1 (gene chrac1). Gene Ontology annotation, cellular component: CHRAC; nucleus. The record is from RefSeq and is a predicted model, not a curated record. Lineage: Eukaryota; Metazoa; Chordata; Actinopteri; Cypriniformes; Cobitidae. Gene Ontology annotation, biological process: chromatin remodeling; DNA-templated DNA replication. Gene Ontology annotation, molecular function: protein heterodimerization activity.